Molecule: messenger RNA, 5394 nt
Organism: Ictalurus punctatus (channel catfish)
Lineage: Eukaryota; Metazoa; Chordata; Actinopteri; Siluriformes; Ictaluridae
Gene: ulk4
Product: unc-51 like kinase 4
Exons: 37
Coding region: 236-4087 (1283 amino acids)
Biological process (GO): protein phosphorylation
Molecular function (GO): protein kinase activity; ATP binding
Source: RefSeq, a predicted model, not a curated record
AUCCCUGAUGAUGCGCUCAGCCCGGUUUGUCUGUACUGCUGCUCUCGGGUCCCUUUAUUCUCCUCAAGUCCACAAUGAAACUCGUGUGCGCUACAAACGUCAAAUAUAAGUCCACUUUAGUCUUCUGAACUUCCUCCAGAAUGAAGAACACGCUGUAUAUCCAGAGCUGAAACACUUCUCAGGCCUAUGAAACAGCUUCUCGUUUGAAUUAGACGCCCAAACGGAAGAAAAGUAUAUGGAUGCGAUGGAAAACUUCAUUUUGUAUGAAGAAAUUGGAAGAGGAAGCAGGUCAGUGGUUUAUAAGGGCAGGAGGAAAGGGAGCAUACAUUUUGUGGCAAUUAUCUGUAGUAAGAAGUCGAAGAGGCCUGAGCUGACAAACCAUGUACGACUUACGUAUGAUAUGAAGCACAAUAACGUGGUCUCUUUCUAUGAGUGGUAUGAGACUAGUAAUCAUCUCUGGCUGGUGGUGGAGUUAUGCACAGGAGGAUCACUAAAGGCCGUUAUUUCCCAAGAUGAAUGCUUGUCUGAUGAUGUUGUGCGAGAAUUUGCUAUGGACUUACUUAAAGGUCUCAAGUACAUCCACGACUCCGGCAUAGUGUUGUCUGACUUCAGCCCUACUAAGAUUUUACUGGAUGGUCCAGGCACUCUGAAGUACUCAAAUUUCUGUCUGGCCAAAGCACAAGGAGAGAACCUAGAGUUUUUUGCCCUUGUGACGUCAGAACAGGGAGGAGACAACAAAGAGAGUGCUACGCCUCAAAAAAAUAUCAAGAACCGAACCCAAGGUUAUCAAGGCUCUCUGCUGUACUGCGCUCCAGAGGUGCUGAGAGGAGAGAGCACGAGCAUCUCUAGUGAUCUGUGGGGACUGGGCUGUGUCCUCUGUGAGAUGUUUACAGGAAAGCCACCGUUCUUCUCAGAGACAUUCAGUGAUUUGGUUGAGCUCAUUUUACAUGAAGAUCCUCCACCUCUGCUGCAAAAAGGUCCCAGCUGUCUACAGUGUAGUCCUGAUUUCCAGAGCCUCGUAUUGGGUCUGCUGCAGAAAGAUCCUUUGAACAGGCUAAACUGGGAACAGUUGUUGCUGCACCCGUUUUGGAAGGGAGCAUUUUCAGUGGAUUUUUCCUCAAGGGGCGAUGCAGAUGAAAAUACUUCACUUCGCUGCAGUAUACAAUUGGAGUCAGGUCUUUCCGCAACAGCAGCCGAGGCCCAGACAUUUUCCACUGGUCACAGUAAUCUAUACCUCUGCAAGUCCUUCACAUUAGACAAUGUGACUGAGUUUAGACCUAAAUCUGCAUUGGACACAGAUGCCAAAGAGUCCAUUUUCCUUCUCAGUUCACGUCCAACUCCAAGAAUGAGCAGCGUUGCCAAAGAGAUCGAGAACAGAGAAAUCAAGACCCAAGAUAGCAGUGCAUUGGAAGAUUUGCAGACUGAUGCAGGUGCCUGUAUUAAAGAGCUCUUGUACACAGAAUCAGAUCUGACUGUGACGCCUCUUAUGGACAACCCAAAGAUUCUGAAAAGUGCUCCUGUCCGAUUUGACUCCAAAAUACUGUGUGUUUCAGCAUAUUCAGUUGAGCGUUUGGCAUGUAUGAGCUCAGGUGAAUGGUCUGCAUUCCUGCAGCAGGUAUGUUCUGUUCUGGAGUCGGUGGAAAGGGCUGGAUCUGGAGCUACAACACCACCACGUGCAAAACUCAACCUACUCUGCUAUCUGUGCUGUGUUUGUGGCCACAGAGACACAGCCACUCGCUUUAUACAUUCCCAGCUGUUUCCGGUGUUGAUCCAGCAGCUGCGGCAGGCCCCUAACUGGGAUAUUAAGACCAAAGUGAUGAGAAUCAUCGGUCUGUUGGCAUGCCAUAGCACAGAGCUCAGAGAGGAUGUUCCUGUCAUAGAAGCAGUGGCUAUAUUCACCGAGCUUAUGCGUGAGAACUUCAGGAACAGCAAGCUGAAGCAGUGCCUUCUGCCACCACUAGGAGAGCUCCUGUACCUCAUUGGUACUCAGGAGGAAAAGAAAGAGCACCCAGGAGGAUUGUGGGUCGUUCCUGCUGCCGCCUACACUGUGUUAAUGAGGUGCCUUCGGGAAGGGGAGGAACUGGUCGUGAACCACAUGGCAGCAAAAAUCAUUGAGAAUGUAUGUAGCAGACCGUCUCGGUGUGCUCAGGGCUUUAUCGUAGCUGAAGUGGGACCUGCCCUCUGGUAUCUGUUCACUCACUCGACUCUGGACGCACUGCGGGUCAGUGCUAUGUCAGCUCUGUGUAGAAUAACCCGUCAGUCAACGGCAGCAUUCCAAAGUGUUAUUGACAAGGUUGGAUUACCCAGCAUCCUCAGCUGCUUGUCAGGAAUCAGCCGUGUGCAGCAGCACAUACUCACCAUGUUCGCCGCCAUGUUGGCAUCCGGAGCACACCUUCACAGACUAAUACAGGACAGAGACUUUGUUGUGAAGAUAAUCCGUUCUCUGGAGAGUCCGUCUUCACUCAUCCGAGCCAAGGCCUUCCUGGUGCUCCUGCAAGUUCUCAUGAAUAACCGGGAGAUGCUAGUGCUGUGCUGCAACUCAAGGUUAGUGAUGUACAUUGAGAGAGACACCCGAAAGGCCACACCAGGGAAGGAGCAACAAAGUGGCAAUGAAUACCUGUCAAAAUGCCUGGCCCUAUUCAUCCGUCACACAGUGCGAGAGCUGCCAGCUAUCAUGGAUGACAUCCUGACAGCAUUAGGAAGCAUUGUGGGAAGGAAGCACCCCUCUACUACCCAGACUCGUCAGCUCAAACAAAGCCUUCCCAUGACUGUUGUUGUGCUGAACCUACUUUCCUCACAGAUCUUCAGGCCUCAGGUGGUGAAUGAGGAGUUUCUCAUCAAAUUUGGAGCACUCCUGAAUCACAUAACAUCCAUUGACUCCAAUGAGACCAGUUUGGGAAGUUCUGUAGGGCCGACAGCAUCUGAGGAGUUGAUAAGAAAUACCCUGUCAGCAGUGGAGGCCAUUUCCCAGCACCCAGCCCUUCUAAGCCGUUACCACUGCACUGUUGUGGACUCAAUCCUACCGCCGUUGGCAUCUUUGGCAUUUAGUAGGAAUGUGGAGUGGCGCAUUGUGAGUUUACGGGUGCUGUCAGAUAUCACUCUGCUGUUGCUGAGCCAGGAGGUGAUAGAGGAAGAGGAAACAUGGGAUCUAGAGGGCAAAUCCUCAAACACACGCCUGUUAACUCUCAUUACUGAGGCCCUGCUGCCACAGUACAAAUCUUUGCUUCUGGAGCCAGGCCCAAUUCCGGUCUAUGCACUCAAACUGCUGGGUUCUCUGACUGAGCACAGCAAGCCCAUCAGCAGGCUUGUCAGAGAGAGUCCUCUACUGCCUGCCAUCUUUGAAGUCAUAGCGGCGCAUCAGAGUAACAUCCUUGGUGGCACCAUGCAGAAUGCUAUAGCCAUCCUCGCUAAUCUGAUCGGACUGAAGGACACAGACUUUCAACUUUUCUACCAGCAAGGUGUAAUAGAGCUGGUGUGUGGUGUGUUCAUGGAGUACGCAGCAUUGUAUCUGGAGAAAGAAGAGAGAUGCAGAGUGAAGAGCUGUUGUGCUCUACUGUUGUCCCUGCUGGACAUCAUCUACUGCCUGCUCAAACACCUCUCUGCUGUGGUCCGACUGGCUGUACAGUCUAACAGUAAAGAAGACAAUGAAGCAGCAGAAAAGCUCCUACUCAUCAACAAGCCACUCACUGAUCUCAUCAACCUUCUCAUUCAAAUGCUGCCAUGUGGUGAUGCAGAGGUGUAUGAGGAUGCCAGUCAGUGUGUAUCACUACUAACUCAGCUGUAUGGCAGGGAUGCGGCUGAUCAUCUGACCCCUAAAGACCUGCUCAGCCUCACACGCACAUUUCAACUACACACUGACCCUAGACAGCAGAGACUGCUGCUCUAUGUCCUCAAACGUCUGAUGGGUGCAGUAGACCGCGCAGGUUGGAGUACAGAAGGAGGUCAGAGCCUGGUGCAUGUGCUCCAAAAUCUGGCCCAUGGUAACAGGUCUCAGCCAGACACUGCAGUUGGGUCACUUGCUGCAGAGAUUUUGAAAGCAGUCGGAUGCCAAGACAGGACAGGAACCAUCCCAAUGCACUUAAUGUAACCUAUUUUGUAUUUCUUUUUUAGUGCUGUAAACAUUUCAUUGUUUAAAUAAAUUAUAAAGCACUUGCUUUUCCCAAAAGCUCAGUAUACUAUUCAUAAUUCCCAUCCCUGUCCCUAUAAAGCCCCCUAUCCUGCACUUUUGUGUUGUCCUUGUUCUAACACAGCUACUUAGCUUGGGUGGUUAGUUAGCUAGUUGAAGCUGGUGUGUUAAAGCAGGGAAAAGGAAACGCUAAAAAUUUCCAGGAUAAGGUGUUGUAUAAACUUAAAUUUGAACCAUUCUUUAGAUGAAUUGAAAAUGCAAUUCAAUAUCUAUUCAUCAUUUAAGCAUGUGCAGGUUACUGUUGACUGCAUAUACCUAUAAAAACUGAACAGUUUACAUAAAAGGAUUGUUAUAUACCUUUUAGGAUGUUAAAUUUGAGCACUUGUUUGUCAAAUUGACUAAUUGUGAGAAUGGAUAAAAUCUUUCAUGAAAAACUGCCCAAAUUUAACACAAGACUGUACACAAGACUUACAUUCACACUAAGACAAGUGAAGUUUGUCCAUUAUUUUAUUUAGCCACGUCAUAACCAUGUCUCCAAUAAACACAGCAGGCUACAAUAAUAAGGGGUUCAUUUCAAAACCUUCUAAAGCUACCAUCAAAAAGAGAACUUAAAAAAGAAAAGAAAAGGAAAAAGAAAAAAAAAAACUGCCCCCCCUUGAUUGCAGACCCUUUUGCGACACCGGAACCAGUGAUCUUGUUAAAGCAAGAAAGCUGGAUUUUGGACCAUUUCUUUCAUUCUUGGUUUUGUACAAAAGCUACACAAUGUUACACUUGAUCAGAAUACAAUUCAAUUAGUGUUCUACACCAUAAACUUGAUAAAAUCUUAAUUGAUGGAGGAUUACCACUAUAAUUUAACACUAUGCAAGAGAUUCGAAAAGAAUACAAAAUUACUGCAAAAUAAAAGACAAGUGUGAAAGCAAGCUAAUUAAGUACCAUUAGACUACAGAAUCUUUUAAAAAAAAAAAAAAAAAAAGUAAUGUAAAAAGAAAUAAAAAUUACAGGCAAAGUUUAGGUUUAAAAUCCCAUUUUAUGAUCCACUUCUUGGGCUUUCUUUGAGUAACCCGCCCAUCGAAACUCCUUUGCCGUUAAAACUCCCACCAGUGAGGACCAGAACAAAAAAAAAUUUACUUGCUCGUGUUCCCAUAGGAAACUCAGCUUGUAUUAGUGUCAGGCACUUCCAGAGAAACUAGCCCACUCUCUUGAGACCGCUCAGCAACUCUUCAGGCCAAAUCACAAUGCAGGUUCAUUCAGAUCAGACAAUACAGCUA